CGCGGCCGGUCCAGUCCAACCCCACUCUUCCUACCCUCUUCUCUCGGAGCCAAAUCGAAGCCAGAAAAUUCCCCAAAAAGCUACCGUUUUUCCGGCCGACGCGCCGGCGCCGCAGCCGCAGCGAUGCCAAACGCGAUACCGGCCUUCUUCCGCGCCUCGCCGGGAGGCGCGGCCGCGGCGUCGGGGUCGGGGGCGGGGCCCAGCCUCGCCACGUCGGUCUACGAGACCCGCCUCGGCCUGGCGGCGCUCUCCUGGUCGCGCGCCGCCUUCGGGCUCAGCCUCCGGGCCGUGCUCCGCGUCGGGGCGCUCGUCUCCUCCUCCUCCGCCUCCGACUACGGCUGCUACGACGACGGGCCGGAGCUCGACGAGGAGGCGGCCAUCGCGGUGCGCGUCCGGCCGUGGCUCUUCUGGCGGCGCCGCGGGUCCAAGCGGUUCCACGCGCACGACCGCCGGGUGGACAUCGCGUGGGACCUCACGCACGCGCGGUUCGCCUCGCCGGGCUCGCCCGAGCCCUCCUCCGGCUACUACGUCGCCGUCGUGGUCGACGGCGAGAUGGCGGUCGUGGCGGGGGACAUGCCCGAGGAGGCGUACAGGAAGACCAAGGCCCAGCGCCCGGCGGCGGGGCCCGGCCACGUCCUCGUCUCCCGCCGCGAGCACGUGUCCAUGCGCGACGGCGGGCACGGCCGCGGCCACAAGACCUGCGUCACCGUCCGCGGCAAGGAGCGGCAGAUCUCGCUGGAUCUCGUCUCGCGCGGCCACGGCAGGGACAAGGAGACGGACAGGGACAAGGACAAGGGGGCGGAGGUCGGCCUGUCCGUCUCCGUGGACGGCGACCGCGUCCUCCACAUCCGCCGCCUGCGCUGGAAGUUCCGCGGCAGCGAGAAGGUUGACCUCGGCGGCGGCGACCGGGUGCUCGUCUCCUGGGACCUGCACAACUGGCUCUUCUCCGCGCGCGAGCCGCCCCUCGCCGACGCCGCCUCCGUUCUCGCCGCCGCGGCGCCCCCGCCCGCGCAGGCAGUCUUCGUCUUCCGCUUCGAGCUCGGCGACGCCGCCGCCGGCGAAGAGCGCGAGUCCGCAGAGGCCAAGGAGAAGGAGCUGCUCGAUAAGGCCAGGAGAGGCGGCGGCGCCGGCAUCCUGUCGGGCUACCUUGGGAGAUGGGGCAGAGGGGACUGGAGCGAGACCAGCAGCAAUGGGGAGAACCGGAGGAAGAGGGGGCAGGCGCGCAGGCUGGCAAAGGGAAGCUCCUCGUCGUCGGCGUCGAUCGCAUCCUCCUCGGCCUCCUGGGCGAGCAGCUCGACAGUCAUGGACUGGGCCAGCCAAGAAGAGGCCGAGCUGCACCGCGGCGACGGCUUCUCGCUUCUUGUCUACGCCUGGAAGAGCUAGCUAAUGGCUGCCACGACGCUCGGCGUCGCUGCAACCAGCUGCCCGGCCGGCAUUGUUACAUUUGAUGAUGGAUGGUUGGUUCUUCAUUCGUUGGGAGUUUCUUCCCCUUCUGAUUGUUGUAAGUUGCGAUUGUUUUCCGAGCAAAUGAUCUUGUGCAGUUUUGAGUGACCAAAUUGUUCAUUACAACUACGAAUAUUGAACACAGCUAGCUGAAUUCAUAUUACGA
Molecule: messenger RNA, 1609 nt
Organism: Lolium perenne
Lineage: Eukaryota; Viridiplantae; Streptophyta; Magnoliopsida; Poales; Poaceae
Source: RefSeq, a predicted model, not a curated record